GCUGGGCCGGCCCGAUGGGGGGAACCGAGGGCUUCGGGGACGCCGAGCGGCGCUUUCCUCUCCUCAGCGAGUGAGGGAGCGCAGUGGGCAGCCCCGGCGCCCGGCCACUUUCCCCGCGCGGUCCCCGGAGCGCCCUGCAGGAGGAGAAAGUCCUCGGCGGGGCCGGAUGGCGUAGCUGCGCCGCGGCGGCUGCCGGAGCUCGCGGCCGGGCGCUGGGCGGGGAAGCCUCGCUCCGCUCUCCCCCGGCUGGUGGCGGGUGGACCUCCGCUUGACACGCCGCCUCCGAGGCAAUUUGAAAGUUGGAAAGAGUUUUAAGUUCACUUCUGAUUUGCAAAGAUUGUUGAGGAUCUGAGAGCUGCAGGCGGAGGUGACUGAAUGGGACACACUUCUGGAGAAAUAAAAAUGACUUCUCCCUGUGUGAUUGCCGUGUUUGCCCUGAUGAGCUCCUGUUUGGCAACUGCAGGUCCAGAGCCCAGGGCCCACUGUGAGCUGUCGCCCGUCAACGCCUCCCACCCGGUCCAGGCCUUGAUGGAGAGCUUCACGGCCUUGUCGGGGUGCGCCAGCAGGGGCACGGUCGGGCUGCCGCAGGAGGUGCACGUCCUGAACCUCCGGGCCGCCGACCCGGGGCCCGGCCCGCCGCAGAGAGAGGUCACCCUGCACCUGAAUCCCAUCUCCUCCGUCCACAUCCACCACAAGCCUGUCGUGUUCCUGCUCAACUCCCCACAGCCCCUGGAGUGGCAUCUGAAGACAGAGAGGCUUGCGACUGGGGUCUCCAGACUUUUCUUGGUGUCUGCGGGUUCUGUGGUCCACUUUUCACCAGGAAACUUCUCCUUGUCAGCAGAAACAGAAGAAAGGCCCUUCCCCCAUGGAAAUGAGCAUCUGCUAAACUGGGCCCAAAAGGAGUACGGAGCAGUCACUUCGUUCACCGAACUCAAGAUAGCGAGGAACAUUUACAUUAAAGUGGGGGAAGAUCAAGUGUUCCCUCCCACGUGCAACAUAGGGAAGAAUUUUCUCUCCCUCAAUUACCUUGCCGAGUACCUUCAGCCCAAAGCUGCAGAAGGCUGUGUGAUAUCCAGCCAGCCCCAGGAUAAAGAGGUGCACAUCAUUGAGUUAAUCACCCCCAACUCUAACCCCUACAGUGCUUUCCAGGUGGAUAUAAUAAUUGACAUAAGACCUUCCCGAAAGGAACCUGAGGUGGUCAAAAAUCUCAUCCUGAUCUUGAAGUGCAAAAAGUCUGUCAACUGGGUGAUCAAAUCUUUCGACAUUAAGGGAACCCUGAAAGCUGUCGCUCCUAACAGUAUUGGCUUUGGGAAAGAAAGCGAAAGAUCCAUGAUAAUGACCAAGUCGGUGAGAGCCGACAUCCCUUCAACCCAGCAGAGUCUGGUCAAGUGGGCUUCGGACAACGGCUACAGCCCCGUGACGUCAUACACAGUGGCUCCUGUGGCUAACAGGUUUCAUCUGCGUCUGGAAAACAACGAGGAGAUGAGCGAUGAAGAAGUCCACACCAUCCCUCCUGAGCUACGGAUCCUGCUGGACCCUGGCGCCCUGCCGGCCCCGGACAGCCCGCCCCUCCGGGGAGGGGGAGGCCGGAACGGAGGCUUCCCCUUUCCUUUCCCCGAUAUCGCCAGGAGAGGCCGGCAGGACGGGGGAGAGGACAGGGUCCCUCAGCCAAAGGACCCUGUCAUGCCCAGCUUACAGCUGUUUCCUGGUCCCAGAGAGCCCGAGGAAGUGCAGGGGAGCAUGGAUGUUGCCCUGUCUGUCCAAUGUGACAAUGAAAAGAUGACUGUGGCUGUAGAAAAAGACUCUUUUCAGGCCAGCGGCCACUCUGGGAUGGAGCUCACCUUGUUGGAUCCUACCUGCAAGGCCAAGGUGAAUGGCACCCACUUCAUUUUGGAGUCUCCCCUGAACGGCUGCGGGACGUGGCACCGGCGGUCAGCCCCUGACGGCGUGGUUUACUCUAACUCUAUUGUGAUGCAGGCCCCAACCCCUGGGGACAGCAGUGGCUGGCCGGAGGGCUAUGAAGAUCUGGAGUCUGGCGAUAAUGGGUUUCCGGGAGAUGUGGAUGAAGGAGAAACUUCCUUCUCCAGCCGACCUGAAGUCGUGGUGUUUAAUUGCAGCCUGCGGCAAGUGAGGAAUCCCAAUAGCUUCCAGGACCCGCCCACCAGAAAUGUCACCUUCAACAUGGAGCUGUACAACACUGACCUCUUUCUGGUGCCCUCCCAGGGGGUCUUCUCGGUGGCCGAGAAUGGGCACAUUUAUGUUGAGGUGUCUGUGACUAAGGCUGACCAAGAACUGGGAUUCGCCAUCCAGACGUGCUUUAUCUCUCCAUAUUCGAACCCCGAUAGGAUGUCUGAUUACACUAUCAUUGAGAACAUCUGUCCUAAAGAUGAAUCCGUGAAAUUCUACAAUCCCAAGAGAGUGCACUUUCCUAUCCCGCAUGCCGAGAUAGACAAGAAGCGCUUCAGCUUUGUGUUUAAGUCCGUCUUCAACACCUCGCUGCUCUUCCUGCAGUGUGAGCUGACGCUGUGCACCAAGAAGGAAAAGGACCCGCAGAGGUUACCUAAGUGUGUGCUCCCCGAUGAAGCCUGCACCUCGCUGGACGCCUCGAUGAUCUGGGCCAUGAUGCAGAAUAAGAAGACGUUCACCAAGCCCCUGGCUGUGAUCCACCAUGAAGUACAAUUUAAAGAAACAGGUCCAAGCGUUAAGGAACCGAAUCCAAUUUCUCCACCGAUUUUCCACGGCCUGGACACCCUAACCGUGAUGGGCAUUGCGUUCGCGGCCUUUGUGAUCGGAGCGCUGCUGACGGGGGCCUUGUGGUGCAUCUAUUCUCACACAGGGUUUGAUUGAAGAAAGUUAAUGUAAACAAACCGGAAACAUAAACCGUUUCCCCAAAGCUGAAGACUUCAGAGCAGACGUAUAAAUGGGCAGGAAGUAAAAAAGGAAGCCAAGAUUUUAUUACCACAUCUGCCAAGGUGCCGAGCACUGUCCACCAGAGGCCCCAGCCAAUGGCUUAAACCGGAAUUUCUCAACCUUACUUAAACCCAUACCAUGUCCUCUCUUAUAAACAUAAAAUUCUCAUGUCUUUCCAGAAAGUUAUUUAAAUUUGAAAAUAUAUCUUCCUGAAUUGUAAACAGAUUAAAAAAUGAUGAAACAAAGCACUUUGUUUUCAAGUUACGCUCUUCUACACCUAAAAAUUCUCAUCUGCCUUUCUCCCUAACCCCUUCCCCUCGGUACCAAGGUUGAAACAUUCUGGCCUGAACAGAGAGCCUGUUCUGACCCCAGCACGGAACGCAGGCCAGGCUGGGGCGUCUGUGGUGCAGGGGAAGAAACGCGCGGUCUGCCUUCUGCUGCUGCUUUCUUAGAUUCCUUGCAAUUACUGGACGGAAAUCCAUGCAUUCUGAGGCCUGUCUAGCAAGCUAGUUGGUAUUGUCUGUUCUUGGACGCUUGUGACCCUCAGUAAACUGCUGGUGUGAUCAGUCAGAGGCUAGGAGCAGGCCCAGACUGUCUGCAAUUUUGGAAUUGUGUUGUUCUCCAUUGAACCAACGCCUGCCACGAUGUUUGGCCUGGCCUCGGCCUGUCCAGGGAGCCAGGCUGAAACACUGACUGCUUUAAAGGGAAGAGAAGCACUGAAGGGCAUUUUGAGAAGUCACAUCUUAAUCCUUGUCAGACUCUUCACUCCAAAUACUGCAUUCUGAGUAAAAUACUGAGUUAUUUUAGAUUAUGGCAGGAGAGAGGAAUGAACCCUGUGGUGCCGAGCACAAGGAGGUCACUCAACCCAAAGCAGAAGCUGAGGAGAGCUCAGGAGUGAGGCUUUGAGUCCUCAGCUGUUGUUCCCAGUCAGCAACCUUUGAGUAGAGGCCCGGUGACCCCUAAACAGCACAGGUUUGAGCUGUGUGGGGCCACUUACACAUGGAUGUUUUGCAGUAGUAAAUGCUACAGCACCACACGGUCCGUGGUCGGCUGAAUCCACGACGCAGAGGAGCCGUGGGUGCAGAGGGCUGGCUGUCAGUUACAUGCAGGUUAACCCCGCAUCGUUCAGGGUUAACUGUAUAUUUCAUGUGCAAGAGGAACUAAGUCUCUUAGGUGUAAUGACUCUGGGGACAUACGCACGCCUGCAAAUCAGCUUAGGACUGUCCUUUUUCAUGGACAGCUCUACCAGCACCAGAAGGGACAGUGUUUAGCAGAGGAGCACCUUAGAGGAAGUAACUUUGUCACAGGAACUCUGACACAUUCAAAUCUCAGACUCACAGUUCUUUGCAAUUUUUCCCAACCUCCUGCGUGGCCAUGAGGUUCUAGGGCUGUUGACGGCUUAUGCCGAAUAAUAGGAAUGAACUUGAAAGUACUCCAAGAAGACUCUGUAGCCCUGAGGAAUUUCUCCAGGGUGGUCACCGCAGACUUACCACGCCCCUGCUGAGCCGUGACCGGCCUUGGUCACAGAGCUGCACCCUCCAACCCUGAAGGCUACCCUCAGGCCAGCAGGGCCCGGAAGCCAGGUGGAGGCAGAAGAGGGCAAUCAAACAGCACUUGCUCCUGGAACACGCCCCAUGGAACUCCCUCCGGUAACCCCAGACUCUUGUCCGCAGCCAGGAUCACAGCCUGGGGGAAAGCAAAGCCUGGUUUUAUGGCACCUGCUGCUGCUCAUUAAAUUCCGAGGAGUGUUGUUACUGCUCCCUUCUCCCCCAAAUCAGAGACUUAAGGAGUUUUUAAAGUUUUGUUAAUACGGAAAUAGAUUUCUAAGUAGAUUGAAAAAAAAAAACACACACACCCUUUCCUGUGAUGGGUUCCAACAAGGUAAAUUUUGCUGAUUCAGAAGCUAAAAGCUAAAAACCACUGUCAUUUGGGCUCCAAACCUGUUAGCAUCACAUAUGAUACAGCUUUAGAUGGCUUAUUAAAAGCUGUAGAUUCUGGUUCAUUUUAAAGAUUGCUCAUAAGGAAUACCAGUGUCAUGCAAGCAAGAAAAAGGCUCACAUUGGGACCAAACGACAGUGUCCUAUCCAGAAACCCCUCAGUGGCUUACCUGGGCCAGCUGGCAAGUCUCCAUAAAAAGAGAGCACAGUGCAGCGGCGCUGUGGAGAGCGUCUGUGCAGACACUGACCCGGUCCAUCCAGCUUCCACGUGAUCGACGCUGUGGGAAGCAGACCCUGUACGACCUGUCUGGGGGUUCAGGCAGCACCUGCCUCUAUGUCAAAAACAGCCCUUAACUUGGGCGCCUUCCCUUUGUGCUUCCCAUUCCAUCUGCAGCACCGAGGGCAGAGCCGAGCCACGAGGUUGAAUUGCAGGUGUCUGCUCACACACCUAGACUGUCGGUUAGUCCAGAAAAGCUGGGGCCCCACCUUGUCGCGUGACAGCUUUGCGCACAGUAAGGGGUGCUUCCUUUAGGCCAUAUUCUCCUCGUUGGAAAAACUCCACUCCUGAAACUUACGUUGUCCACGAAGGUGGUGCAGAGAGGAGGGGCAGCCAGGUGGGGGUGGGCCCGGGUGGAGCCGUGGAAGCGCCACGAUCCCGGGGCCUGGUUCAGGGCCCCCGACCUCCGGUCGGUCGUGAAGGUCCUGAAAGUCAUAGGCCGUGAGUAGCAUAUGUACGUUUUCAUUUGAGGAGAGGAGCAAAAGCAUUUAUUUUUAUUUUUCAGUAAAACUUUGUAGCUUUAUCACAACAUGCACAUAGUUGGAAGGCUGAAGUGGUUCUGCAGUACUUGUUCUGAGAAACGCGAGUGCCCUCCCGCCCACUCCCUUUUCUUACCCCCGAGAGCAUCAUUUUUGACUCUUGGCUGAUUCUCUGGGACAUUAACCUCUGAAUAACCUGAAUAUAUUGCUACCUCUUGACUUACCAGUUUUAAGCCUCUUCUGUCAGCCUCUCACUGUGGACAAUGAAAAUUUAAUUCUCUUUCACCCUGUUCCCCAAUUACACAUUCAUGCCCUCUUGUCUCCCCUAUCCCCACCAUCCUCUGCACAGAAUUAUACUGAAAUUUUGGUUAGAUCAGCAUUUACUGUUUACACUAUUAUGACUCCUUAAAUACCAACCACACUUUAGCCAUGUGGUGUAAUAGUAGUAUUUCUCCGCGUGACUUUUAGUUUUUGCUAGAAUCCGUAACUGUCUCUCCCCCCGCCCCCGCGUUACCUUGGUUUCCUGUGUACUUACCACUGACCCACCUGCUGGCUCUGCCAUUGUCCCGGUCUCCUCUGCACAUGUUCAGACAUCAGGUGUUCUCCUGACUGUUUCCUUCAGGACUUUAGAUGUGUCCCCUGUCUUUCUCCUUCCUGAUUUAAAGGGAACAUAAGAGGUGCAUGUUCUCCACACCUUGCAUGUCUGAAACUGUCCUCAUUUUAUACAAACACUUGGUAGAUAGUUUGGCAAGGUAUAGAAUUUUAGGUUAUAAAUAAUUUUUCUUCAGAAUUUUGAAACCACCUCUCAUUGCCUUUUAGCUCAGAAGAUUGCUUUUGGGAAGUUCAGAGCUAUUCAGAUUCCUGACCUGUUCUUUUUCCCCCUUUCUGGAAGAAAUUUUAAAUGAUGGUGCUUGAGUCAGGUGUGUUUCCAUGCAUCAUGCUGGGCGUUCAUUGAGCCCUCUCAGUCUAGAAACUCGUGUCCAUCAUUGUUGAAAUUUUCUUAGAAUUAUUUAUUUUUUUCUCACCCCUGAUUUUAUUUGAAAGCUGGACAUUUUGAAUGGUCCUCUAAUUUUCCUUUUCUGUUUUCCACCUUUUUCCUUUCUUU
Molecule: messenger RNA, 6708 nt
Organism: Camelus dromedarius (Arabian camel)
Lineage: Eukaryota; Metazoa; Chordata; Mammalia; Artiodactyla; Camelidae
Gene: TGFBR3
Product: transforming growth factor beta receptor 3
Exons: 17
Coding region: 376-2847 (823 amino acids)
Biological process (GO): cell migration; epithelial to mesenchymal transition; regulation of transforming growth factor beta receptor signaling pathway
Cellular component (GO): cell surface
Molecular function (GO): transforming growth factor beta binding; transforming growth factor beta receptor activity; glycosaminoglycan binding
Source: RefSeq, a predicted model, not a curated record